CACGUGACGAGAAACUUCACACGUGUGCAACUCCUAGCCCCAAAAUUUGAUUAGCACAGCACCAGCACAAUCACCACCACCACCAGUAUCACAUUCACCAUCUUCUCUCUUAUCUCUCCGUUACUUUUUUUAUUUACUCUCUCUCUCUCUCUCUCUCUUCCCCGUUACUUUUUUUUUCUUCCCCGUUUCGUUCUCCGUCAAAGUCUUCUCUCUCUGCCAUUUUCUCCACUGUAAUUUCCCUUUUUACCCCUAAACCCAUCGUUCCCGUGACUCGACGGCCACGAAGAAGAGGGAUAAAAUUGAGAACGAUUAAACAGGCGAUUGAUUUCUCCACCGCUCAAAAAUGGCGACGGCGACAUCGGAACGAGUCGAGUUAGCCAAGCACUGCAGUUCACGGAACUGGUCUAAAGCGAUCCGAGUUCUCGAUUCGCUCCUUGCUAAGCAGUCUUCAAUUUUGGAUAUAUGCAAUAGAGCGUUUUGUUAUAAUCAAUUGGAGCUUCACAAGCAUGUGAUUAAGGACUGUGACAAGGCACUUCUGCUUGAACCUUGUGCCAUUCAAGCUUUUAUUCUCAAAGGACGCGCUCUUUUGGCUUUGGGGAGAAAACAGGAAGCUGUUCUUGUUUUGGAGCAAGGAUAUAAAAAUGCUUUGCAGCAGACAGCAGAUGUGAAGCAGUUACUUGAAUUAGAAGAACUCCUCACAGAUGCAAGACGAGAAAUUGACGCCACCGAGUCUCGGCAAGAGACCCCUGCCUCUCAUAGUGAGAAGUCUGAUGAAAAAACUGACAAGCUGGACAACCAUGAAUCAGGAGCAUGUAGCAAUGGGAACUCCCAUGACCACGAGGCAUCUAGGGAAUUGGGUGAGAAAUCAAAGAUUAUAAGCUUUUCAAAAGAUACAUCCAAGGCAAGCAAGCAAUCUGAUGGUAGUUCCGACUUAUGUAAUGGAUCAGCGUACAAGGAAAAAGAGAAUGGAAAGUGUGGCAGCCAAAUCAAUGGUUCUUAUGAAUCAUGUAAACCAUGUAAUGGUUCUGAUUUGCAUGAUAAUUUAGCUGAAAGUUCCGAUCGGUUAGGGGACCUGUCGAUUAAUGGAAACAAGUUAAUUAUUAAGUCUAGCAAAAUGAGCCAUAAAGCUGAGGCACGUUGCGAUGAAACCAGGAAAAAUAAGAAGUACACCAUAGCAAGAAUAUCAGGAACCCAUUCUAUAAGUGUGGAUUUUCGACUUUCUAGAGGCAUUGCACAGGUGAAUGAAGGAAACUAUAUGAAAGCUAUUUCUAUUUUUGAUAAGGUGCUGAAAGAAGAACCUACUUACCCUGAGGCACUUAUAGGAAGAGGAACAGCUUAUGCAUUCCAACGAGAGCUUGAAAGCGCUAUCGCUGAUUUUACUAAGGCUAUCCAAUCUAACCCAGCAGCAACUGAGGCCUGGAAGCGGAGAGGACAGGCUCGUGCUGCUCUUGGGGAAUAUGUUGAGGCGGUUGAAGAUUUGACUAAAGCACUUGUUUUUGAGCCAAACUCACCUGAUGUAUUGCACGAAAGGGGUAUUGUUAAUUUCAAAUCUAAGGACUUCACUGCUGCUGUAAAGGACCUGUCUAUAUGUCUGAAGCAAGAGAAAGAUAACAAGUCUGCAUAUACUUAUUUGGGACUAGCAUUUGCUUCUCUUGGUGAAUAUAAAAAAGCUGAAGAGGCGCAUUUGAAGUCCAUCCAACUGGAUAGUAAUUAUCUUGAAGCAUGGCUUCAUCUCGCCCAGUUCUAUCAAGAGUUGGCCGACCACUGCAAGGCUUUGGAAUGCAUUGAGCAGGUUCUACAGGUCGACAACAGGGUUUGGAAGGCCUAUCACUUGCGUGGACUAGUGUUCCAUGGAUUAGGUGAACACAGGAAGGCUAUCCAAGAAUUAUCUAUUGGCUUGAGCAUUGAGAACACGAUAGAGUGCUUGUACCUACGAGGUUCCUGCUAUCAUGCCAUAGGAGAGUAUAGAGAUGCGGUGAAGGACUAUGAUGCUACAGUUGACGUGGAACUUGAUGCAGUGGAGAAAUUUGUUCUUCAAUGCUUGGCGUUUUAUCAGAAGGAGCUUGCCUUGUAUACAGCUUCCAAAGUUAGUAGUGAGUUUUUAUGCUUUGAUAUUGAUGGUGACAUAGACCCUAUGUUCAAGGAGUACUGGUGCAAAAGAUUACACCCAAAAAAUGUAUGUGAAAAGGUUUACAGGCAACCUCCCCUACGUGAAUCACUUAAGAAGGGUAAACUGAAAAAGCAAGAUCUUGCAAUAACCAAACAGAAGGCGAAUGUUCUUCGUUUUGCUGAUUUAAUAGGCAAGAGGAUCCAAUAUGAUUGUCCUGGAUUCUUACCAAACAAACGCCAGCACCGUAUGGCAGGAUUGGCUGUGAUAGAGAUUGCUCAAAAAGUUUCCAAAGCUUGGCGCAUCGAGUGGAGGAAUUCAACCAAAGGCACCACAAAAAGUGGAAAGAAAAACCGGAGGAGAGAGAGAACCAACAUACUUAGCCAGAAUAGAGGUGGUGCUGGGUGUAGUAGUAACAGUUUCAGUGAAACUUCAACUGGAUAUGCCUCACUAGAAGAUAGAUCAUCUGGCCGCUCUAUGUUGUCUUGGCAAGACGUUUAUUCCCCUGCUGUCAAAUGGAGACAAAUUUCAGAGCCUUGUGACCCAGUUGUCUGGGUUAACAAACUAAGUGAAGAGUUUAAUUCUGGGUUUGGUUCUCAUACACCAAUGGUACUCGGACAAGCUAAAGUAGUACGCUAUUUCCCAAAUUAUGAAAGAACCCUGACUCUUGCAAAGAGCAUCAUCAAGGAUAAACUCUCUGUACGCAGCAAGAAAGAUAAAGUUAUUGAUCUUUCUAAAGACGAGAAGAUAGAAAAAAUAAUGCGUGCUGAAACGUGUGAUGAGCUACACAAAAUUGUUGGUGAGGAUUUCUGGGUGGCUACUUGGUGCGACAGUACCGGAUCUGAAGGGAAACGCCUCGAAGGAACUAGAAUCACCUGCAUUCAAAAACCGGGAAGGCUCGGGUAUGAUUUUUCAAUUCGAACUCCAUGUACACCUGCAAGGUGGAGCGACUUUGAUGAAGAAAUGACCUCAGCUUGGGAGGCUUUAUGCAAUGCCUAUUGUGGAGAGAACUAUGGUUCCACCGAGCUGGACGCUUUAGAAACCGUUAGAGACGCUAUCUUACGCAUGACGUAUUACUGGUACAAUUUUAUGCCAUUAGCUCGAGGGACUGCUGUAACGGGAUUUGUAGUAUUACUUGGACUUCUGCUUGCUGCUAAUAUGGAGUUCACUGAGACUAUCCCGAAAGGGUUACAGAUCGAUUGGGAAGCUAUACUUAAUGUUGAGCCGGAUUCCUUUGUUGAUUCGGUUAAGUCUUGGUUAUACCCGUCCCUGAAAAUCAACACGUCGUGGAGAGAUCAUCCGGAUAUUUCCUCGGCUUUUUCGACAACAGGAGCGGUUGUUGCGGCGCUUAGCUCUUACAACGAUUGAGUUUCAAAUCUCUCUGUCUCUCCCUCUCUCUCUCUCUGCUCACAAUCUUUCAUAAGAGGUGAAGAAAACUAACCAAACCAUGAGCAGUAAGAAAACUUGUGUUUCCGUCAAACAUCUUCAGCUUAUGAUAUGUUUUUGUCUAAAAAGUAAAAACAAAAACAAAAAAAAAGCUUUGUUAGGGUUUUUAAAUGAUCUUUAACUCUCAUGUUUAACUUUAUUUUACAGAUUUAAUAAUGUAUCUAAAUAUGAUUCUCUCUCGGAGCUUAUGAUUUACAAA
Molecule: messenger RNA, 3752 nt
Organism: Arabidopsis lyrata subsp. lyrata
Lineage: Eukaryota; Viridiplantae; Streptophyta; Magnoliopsida; Brassicales; Brassicaceae
Product: suppressor of RPS4-RLD 1
Exons: 23
Coding region: 344-3475 (1043 amino acids)
Biological process (GO): negative regulation of DNA-templated transcription
Molecular function (GO): protein binding
Source: RefSeq, a predicted model, not a curated record